This is a messenger RNA of Moneuplotes crassus, 1393 nucleotides long. The record is from the annotation of a GenBank genome assembly. Lineage: Eukaryota; Ciliophora; Spirotrichea; Euplotida; Euplotidae.
CUAGCAUAGUCUUAAUUUAAGACCAUCAUAGACUUCUUAACAUUAUACAUUUUUUUAGCAAUUUUUUUCUGGAGUCUGCAAACUAGGCUCAAUUUCGAGCUCUGGUUGAUUUCGCUGUAGUACAAUUUCAAGCAUUGAGAUUUUAGAGAAGGCUCUAAGCAGUCACUUUUUAGCUCAUAAUUAUUUCAAAAGUCUGAACACCCAUAUGUUUAUAUUAGAAGCGGAUACUUUUUAUCAGUUAUUAAAAUCUAUCGAGGAAGUUGAGUCUCCUGGCUGGGCUGGUUUAUUAUCAGAGCCAAAUUCAAUAAGAUUUAGACUCUAAUCAGUAUAGGGUUGCCCUUCUUUGAAAGAACGGUCUGAUCAUUUUUAUAUGCUAUCGAUAUUCUGGGCUCUUCAUUAAGGUUGCAAACCGCUCUAAUUUAUGCAAGUGAGCCUUCACUUUUCUCUGGAACAUUUGUCUUUGCUCACCGAAGACUAGGCUGACCGCGUUCUCCAAGCUGAUGAAAUAUAAUAGCACAGCAAAGAACUCCCUGUAUGGAUGCAUCAACCUGAACUUCUUUUCUGAGUAGAAAUGCAGCAGCUUGUUUAUCAAGUCUUUGAGUUGGAAGUCUUCUUGUGGAAUCCUUCCAAGUCUGCCUUUUGAGUUGACAAUACAGUCAAAGAUUAUGCAGACUCUUUCAAGAUAAGCUUCAGGAAACCUAGCCUGGCAGUACUCUCUAAGUCUUUGUGGGUAAUUUUGCUUUGACUGAUGAGAGCCAGAAGCAUCGGAGAAGUACUUGCGAAGCCUUCUGAACACAGCUUUAAACACUAUAUCUUUGCGUGUGUUAUAUUUGAAUCGAGUCUGAUUCAUAGCAUAAUUUUUAAUCUCGGAGUCUCUUCUUAGAAAUUCAGGCUUGGACCUUAAUCUGGAGCUCGAAAUAUCUGCAGAGGAGCUCUCGGUUGGUGCUUUCUCUUCCUCGAUAGGCUUCUUCUAAGUAUAUUGUAAUUUUUAAUUUAUUUUCUGGAGUUCCAAAAAUUCAUAAUUGAUAUAGUCCUACAUUUUAGUUGGCAUAUUUCCUAAUCAAACUCAAUAAGUUUGAAUCAACUCUUUCAUUAAAGCCUCAUACUAUUUCUGGGCAAAUAUCUCCGAGCUCAAUCCUUUGGUGAAGAUCAUGAACUCUAUCUAUAUAAAAAUUAGCUUUGAUAAAGAAGGGGAACUUAGGACAAAUAUCAAGACAUUUGCAGUUGAAUUCAAGCAAAAGGGAAUCAUUAGCCUACUGAAAAUAAUUAGCGUUGUUUGCUUUUAUUGCUAACCAGGAGAGUCAGAAAUUGGCCAGCUCAAAAGACAUCAAAUAUAAUUUUAUGCCAAAGAAAGAAGGAUUCCUUAUGCAUCCUUAGAACUAAAGUGUUCUUU